UGCUUAUUUGACUGGAGAGACUUCAGUACUCAACACACACACUGUCCUGCCUUUCUCCAGGAAACCGAUUCAUCUUAUGGGACUUGAGUGCUGAUGUGAAAUAGACUAGACUUAAAGCCUGCAAGUGGAAUAUGUCUGGGUAUUAGUGUAGAGUUUGUUUGUUUAUUUUGUUGUUGUUUUUUUUCUGGAAAUUUAAGUGGAGACGCGCAUAAAGUGGAAAUGGGAGGAAACUCCAGAGCUCGAAUAGCCGGUGCACUUGAAGACGAAGACGUGAUUUGGAUUUGAAUAGAAACUUUUCUUUUAAGGGACCAUUUCAAGGUUCUUCUGUUCUCAGCCAUGGCCCAUUACUGGAUAUCGAGCAUGGCACAUUUCUAUCUUGCUGGUCAGCUCUUCUUACUUCUCCUAUCCAAAUCUUCUCUGUCAGUGAGAGCAGCCACCCACCUGUCGCAGAAUCCACACAUCCCCUCUCUGGUGCCACACACCCCUCUGGCCCUCUCUCGUUCCCAUUUCAGUGCAAAGGCCCAGCUGGACUUUACCACCCACUGCAAUGAGAGCUGCUACCACAAGAUAGAAGACAUUGACAAAGAACAUCUAACUGAGCAGCUGGCCUUUGAAACACUGUAUUCGGAUGGCUCACGUACACUAACCAAUGUCAAUCUGGAAGAUGAUGAUGCUGACAGCAACAUCUCUCCUGCAGUGUCCAUCAAGAGAAAGCCUAAACUCCUAUUUUCCCCUCACAAACGAACAAGAAGGCAAAUCUAUGGCGCAGAUGGACGUUUCAACAUUCGUGGUGACCACUUCCUGUUGGAUUACCCUUUCUCCACAGCCGUACGUAUCUCGACAGGCUGCACUGGUGUUCUGGUAUCACAACAGCAUGUGCUGACCGCUGCCCACUGCGUACAUGAUGGAAAAGAUUAUGUCAAAGGUGCACGUAAGCUCAGAGUUGGCUUCCUCAUCCCACCCUCAGUUAAUAAUACUAAAGAAGACUUGAAAAAGCCCUUGGUGCGCUGGGUGAGGGUUCGGCGGACACGUGUGCCUAAAGGAUGGAUACAGGGACCCCAGGAUGUCAGCAUGGAUUAUGACUAUGCCCUUCUGGAGCUGCGUUGGCCACAUCGCCGUCCAUUUAUGCGCCUUGCUGUAGCUCCCUCUUCUAAUGAUUUGGCUGGGAAACGCAUCCAUUUCUCUGGGUUUGACAGUGAUAGGCCAGGAGAGCUUGUGUAUCGUUUCUGCCCUGUAGAAGAUGAGAGUAAUGAUCUAAUUUACCAGCAUUGUGAUGCAAGACCUGGGGCUAGUGGCUCUGGGGUGUAUGGCCGUGUAUGGGACAAUGUUCUAGAGCGUUGGGAGCGCAAGGUGAUUGGCAUCUUUUCGGGCCACCAAUGGUUGGAGAUCAACGGCGAAAGCCGUGACUACAACGUAGCUGUCCGUUUCACUCCGCUGAAAUUUGCUCAGAUUUGUUACUGGGUGCAUGGAAACAAAGCAGACUGCAAUCAGUACUGAUUUACAUAAGCAUGAGAAGACAAAAGAAGAGGAACCAAAAACAGACCCCAUGAACAUGCCCUUUUAAAGGCAGCCCUUGUAUAGACAAAGCAGUUAUAGGCAAGUCAAGAUAGGAUCCUUGGAAAGAGUUUAUCAAAUGAUUCUAGAUUUGAUCAUCAAAGUUCAAGUUAAUCCAAAUUGGAUCAGAUAUCAGGUUUGCGUAUAAUUGGACAUUUAUUUAAACAAGUAAAACACUGUUGCCUUUCCAUUUUAUUAUAUUCAGCUUGGAUUAUUUGGUUAGGAAUUCUGUGGAAGUGUACACUUCUCAUGCAGUACAGAUAUAAAAUAGAUAUUACACUUACGCUGUUAUGACUUUCUUAGAUAUCCAUAACAUUCAGUAUACCUCGCAUGUAGAUUUCACAUCGGACUCGGUGUACAAACCAAUGGCGAGGCUUCUAGCAUGCUCCCAUGUUAAUCGAUAGUUACAUGUACAUGCAGCCUCAUAUUCUGUUAAUAAUCUGCUGGAUUGCUUAAUCAUAUAAAACGUAUAAAAAAUACGUUCAUGUAUGCACAGUCGGAUUAUUCCUCAGUAAGAAUAGAGUAAAUCUACCGAGGCCAGUCUGAAUGAGCAAACUAGGUCAUUAAUCCUCUUAAUAAUCUGAUAAUUGAAGAAUAAUAGUAAAUCUUUGUGUCUGAUUUCAUUCUCCUUUAAAAUGUGUUUGGUUCAGGGUGCAAAUAACUGUAAAGGGUUAGGGAAUGGCCUCAAACCUAUAUUUUGAGGCGGAUACUGGACCAAGGAAAGUUGGAGGCUCAGCAAUAUUCCCAGCCAAGACAUUGGCUAUUAAUAAUGGUUAGAUAAGAAGAUGGGUACACUAUAUCGCCAAAAGUUUGGGGACACCUAGCCAGCACACCCAUGUAUGAUUUUUUUAACAUCCCAUGCCAGAUUUAGCCCUGCAAUCUUCUGGAACGGCUUUCCACUAGAUAGAUAUUGGUUCAUGGCUGUGGAGAACUCUGCUCAUGCAGCCUUAGUGCAGUCAGGCCCUGACAUAGUGUGAGAAGUCCUGGGAAAUCCUUUCAGCAUUUCAGUUCAUCCCAAAGGUGUUCAGUGGGUCAUUUGUGUUCUUCCAUUACAAACUUGGCAAACCAUAUAUUUAUAGACCUAGCUUUGUGCACAGGAGCAUUGUUACAGCAUACAAGGCAUUCUAUACAACUGAGUGCCAUCAACAGUUUGGGGAAGACCUACAAAUGAGUGUGAUGGUCAGGCAUCCAUAAACUUAGUCCAUGUAGUGUACCUGCUUAUAACCAAUGUUAAAUGUAUGCUUGAAAAGCAUUAAGAAACCAUCCUUGCCCAUGAAUGCGAGGUGAAUACCACAUUUAUUGAGGCCACAAACUCUUCUUGUCUGUUCAGUAAUGACAUUUAGAUGACGUUGUGCUAAAACGGAAAUCAUUUAAAACUCGUUAAAAUAUGAAUCUAUUUGCAUGUAAGCAUUCCAGACUGAAAAAUACUACAACAAAAUACCUUUUUAUGGGAUAAUGUGCAUUCUGGGCCCAUAAUAUUAUUUUAAUAUGCGUUAUUUUAAUAUGAAGUAUUGCAGCGAACUAUCAAUAUAGAGCUGAUGGUUCUCCGGAAUGAAAAAGAGAUAACUAGAUUUUUUUAAAUCUGUUGAUCACAAAUCGAGCUGCUGGAAUUAUUCAGCUACUAGACGUAUUGUGUCAACAUGGCGUCUACGCUUCACCUGAGUUUAUGAUAAUUAUGAGUCAGAUACGCCAGCACACAGAACCCCUGGAGGUAAAAACAGUCAAGGUCUGAAGUUUGAUCUAAAAUGGUGUACUUAAGCAUGCAGCACGUGCCUUAAGACCACAACUGACACUGUGUACAGACAUUUAAAAAAUUAAAAAAGGUAAAAAAUCUUAUCGGAUUAUCAUAGUUUGAGAGUAUAGCUAUAAUGCUGAUGCAUGUUCACAAUAAUAUGAAGGUCAGUACAUGUUGCACUUAACCCAGUGCAAGUCUGAGGGGAAAAGGCCACACGUGAGUGAGGUUGAGUGGGCCCACGUGACUUCUGGUGUAUAACUGAGUUUAGAUCAUGAUACCUUACAGUUAUAACAUUGUGUAUAACAUUCUUUGUCCCAUAUAUUAACCUGUUUCUAAUGUUGAGGUAACUGGGGCACUUUAAAUACUGCUUUUCGUGAUCAUGAUAGAGUGUUGUGUGUGAGAUAAAUUUGUGUUUUAUAGGCUAAUAUGAAUUCUGGGUGUAGAAACAGCUGAUGAAUGUUAUUAUAGAAUAUAUAAACAUAACCUCCUCUGUGUUUUUUUUUUUCUUCCCUGAAUUAAAUAUUCAGCCUUCAACAGACUUUAGCAAGAAAAUAUAUGCAACACAAACAUGACUUGCUAGAUUGGGUAGCAGGUACAAUACAUGUGGAUCCAUUGGUGAAUAUAUUUUUUCUAUUUUUUAUUUCUAUCAAAAUGCUUCUAUUUUAAUAAACAAAAAGAUGUCUACCAUAAUUGU
This is a messenger RNA of Hemibagrus wyckioides, 3983 nucleotides long. RefSeq names its product serine protease 23 (gene prss23). The transcript has 2 exons. Gene Ontology annotation, biological process: proteolysis. The record is from RefSeq and is a predicted model, not a curated record. The coding region runs from base 337 to 1497 and encodes 386 amino acids. Gene Ontology annotation, molecular function: serine-type endopeptidase activity. Lineage: Eukaryota; Metazoa; Chordata; Actinopteri; Siluriformes; Bagridae.